This is a messenger RNA of Microthlaspi erraticum, 489 nucleotides long. NCBI's taxonomy places the organism in Eukaryota, Viridiplantae, Streptophyta, Magnoliopsida, Brassicales, Brassicaceae. The record is from the annotation of a GenBank genome assembly.
AUGUUGCUUGGAAAGAGACAACGACCGCCGAUUAACAGAACAACAAGUCUAUCUGAGAUAAAGUUCGAUCUGAACCUUCCCUGCGAAUCAGAGCCAUCAUCAGCUCCGCAGAAUCCACGCCAAAUUCCAGUUACUGGACCGUACGGUACCAACGGUCAAACCAUAGCAGCCGUAGAUCAACACCGUGCGUUAUUAGAUCAACGGCUCUUAUCUAUGGUCUCGCCGCGAGGUAACCUGAGGAGACACUCCGGCGAUUUCUCCGACGCCGGACAUUUCUUAAGAUCUUGCUCCCUCUGUGAACGCCUUCUUGUUCCCGGCCGCGACAUCUAUAUGUAUAGGGGAGAUACGGCGUUUUGUAGCUCAGAGUGCAGGCAGCAACAAAUGGCAACAGACGAGAGGAAAGAGAAAGGUAAACCGGCGAAGGAGUCGGUGGUUGCGGCGGCCACCGGGAAAGCCGGUAAAGGAGGGAGAGCUGCGGCCGCCGUGUAA